UCUGUUUCCGCAGAGCUGAAGGGGAAUCGGUGAAAAGUGUGACGGAAGAGGUGGUUCCCACUUCUUGAUAUGGUCGCCCAUAUCCAUGCCAGACCCGCCGAAAAAGCUCCUUAACCCAUUCGCAUAACAUUUUUCGAGUUCCUGCGAAAUACUAUUUAAUUUGCGAAAAAAAUGCUCAUUGCGCACCAAACCUAAAAGAAGGCAUAUCGUGCCAUCCAGCGACCGUAUGAUCGACUAACGAGUCUGGCAGACUUUUCGGCACGGACUGGACACUUCGACCGAGGCCGGCUCGGAGACUGUUAGGUACGCGGAUUAAAGAUUAAAUCCCACCGAUCAUCGGAUUUUUUUUCUGCCACAUGGGUCACAUGACGCCAUCGCUCUCUUGCGAGAGAGACGAGACGUCUCAGCCACCUAAUCCUAGCCGCGUUCUCUAUCUCUCGGCCAUCAGAUCUCAGCCAGGAAAUUGUUUGGCGGCAGGGCUCGUGAUGCUCGAUUUAAAGUGGCUUAGGGCUGCAGCCGCGCUGCGUAGCCGGAAAUGCGGGAAUGCGAGAGAACGUGACCGAGGAGAACUGCCGGGUGAGUGGAUCUCUUUUGUGGAUUGAGUGAUUUCGGUGAAAGAAUCGGGCACGCGGUUCGAGGUUUUGUGUGACGUAAGAAAUGAGACCAGGUAUAUGAUAUAUCUGGUAUGAUAACUCCGGCAUCGCGAAAUUUCCAGGCGAAACGGAUGUUUGUCUGAAACGAUUUAUUGUCUGAUUCCUCAUCGAGUCACCCAAUUUUUUUCUCUCCAUCGUUCGCAGCAUUCAGAUGAUUGGGGAUUUUUUUUCUCGUUGUGAUAUUGUGUGCGUGAUCGGGUCACUCGGACUUCUGCUUCGGGGUCAUCUUUGUGUUAUGGGAUUUUUCCGUUAAGCGUAUUUGCUGUAUCUCGUUCUCAGCCUUUUCAAGCAGGAAUGCCCUGGUCUUGUGACCGUCUUGGAAUGUCCAAGAGUUCUUCCGGGUGAAAAAAAGAAUUUAGUGAUUUCCCGCCCCCCCCUUUUUUUUGUAUGUUCGACAUCGAUGACGACGCUGUAGUCGCUCCGCAGUCGCCAGAAACGGCGACCUGGGCUCUUCCGCUUCUUGCUUGUGGGCUUCGCAAUAAAAAGAUUUCUGAAGGGAAACACCGCUGUGAUGAAUCUGUUAGCAUCAGACACGCUUGAGGGCAUGGCAGAGACUUGCAAUGGGGAGUCAUCCCAACCCCUCACAAAAUUCAUGUCCAACAUCCUCAAAUGUGAAAGAGAAUAUGCCGCGAUGAAUCGUCUGCUGCUGUUGAGUGUUUUAAGAACAUCUCUGCCCUUUGUUGCUCCUAACUUUCCCUUUGUUGCUCAUUAUUUUCCUUCUAUCUUUUUUUUUGCCUUCCAUUGCCCCAUUUUGCCCUCCGUUAUUCUCUACUUUCCUCGCAAUCUUGGGCUUGCCAUUUUCGAAACUUUUGUGGCGUCCAGUUUCCAUCUCCAGACGAGUUUCCCUCCCCCUCCUAAUCUGCUCGAUCGCAUCGUUGGCAUGAGUUAUUUCCUCUUCUCAGUUGGAGGAGAGUGGGAAUUAAGAGCGACUCUGUGCAACCGCUUGAACCCACAGUGUUACCUCUCGUGGUUGCCCAGCUGAGGACUUGGAAUCUGUUUGGUCGUGGUUGGAGGUACCUCGUUCGUCCUGGUCUCGUUGGAUCAAACAAAUUACAGGGGAGAUGGCGACCGCUUGAAUGGGAGGCCACUGGGUCCCGAAUGAGUCGCCGAGCAUCAUGCAGCUUUUCCAUGCGAUCAUUGACGCUCCUUUGUAUCACCUGGCACUGGAGGGUCUGCUGUUGAUCUGGGUCUUCUGGCUCAUCUUCCGCAGGAGCUAUAAUCCAAAGGAGAAGGCACCUCUCACGGAAAAGGAGAAGGAUGAUCUGAUAGAGGAGUGGCAGCCAGAGCCAUUGGUCCCGAGGAAUUCGCCUUCUUUUGACCCGGAUCACCCUGCCCUCAAUCCGCGCAUCAUACAGUCCAAGAUAGGGAAGUACAUGGUGGUGAAAGGGAGGAAGUGCCUGAACGUAUCCACGCACGACUACCUGUGCAUGAACGAGGAGCCAUCCGUGGAAGAUGCGAGCGUGAAGAGCUUGGAGCAGUUUGGGGUCGGGGCGUGUGGUCCGAGGGCAUUCUAUGGCACUGCAGGUCGUGACGUCAAGUCUUUCGCGUGUUUCGUGCUUGGGGUGCGGUUUAAACUGAACCCGAAGAAGGCGAAGGUGACUCGUCGAUUUUUGGUCGUGGAAGGAAUUUACAUGAACACCGGGGAUCUGUGUCCCUUGCCGAAGAUCGUGGAGCUGAGGAGGCAGUUCAAGGUGCGACUGUUCGUCGACGAGAGCAUUUCCUUUGGGACACUAGGAAAGACCGGACGGGGAAUCUUCGAGCACUACGGCAUCCCGAACUCAGAGGCGGAUUUGAUCACUGGAACGUUGGAAUACGUGCUGUCGAGCGUCGGGGGCUUCUGCGUCGGCACUUCCUUCAUCGUCGACAACCAACGCAUCUCCGGACAUGGCAAGUCUUCCUCGGGAUAUUGUUUCUCGGCGGCUCUCCCCCCACUGCUGGCAGCGGGAGCCCUGGCGGCCCUCGAAUACAUCGAAUCGAGUCGGGGGAUCGCCGCCAUCGAGCGACUCAGGCGGAACUGUCUUCAGGCGCAGGUGGAGUGGGGGGAUGUGCCGGGGAUGGAGCUGGUCGGGGAUGCCGUGUCGCCGGUCAAGCACCUGCAGUUUAAGGACCGUUCGGAGAAUAGGAAAGAUGACUCGAGAGCUCUGCAAGAGAUGGUCGCCAAGGUUCGCGGUCCACUUCUAGCUUUCUUUCCUUGGAUGCUAUUUUCUAUUGGGGGAGAAAAGAAAAAGCGAGAGAGAGAGUGCAACCAUCUACCAUGCUUCUUUGUUCCAUCCAUUCGCGGGGAACAGGCAGAGGAGAUGGGGGUGGCCCUGACUUCAGCCUGCUACGUGGAGGACGAGGACGUGUGCAUGCCACCUCCGAGCAUCCGACUUGUCGUCUCUUCAGCGCUGGACGACGGGGACAUCCGGCGCGUGGCCGACGUCCUUCGCCGGUCGGCUCCCCGGCGCGGUCGCUGA
Darwinula stevensoni is the source of this 3109-nucleotide messenger RNA. NCBI's taxonomy places the organism in Eukaryota, Metazoa, Arthropoda, Ostracoda, Podocopida, Darwinulidae. The record is from the annotation of a GenBank genome assembly.